CUCCGGCCCAGACCGGAAAUGAGGUCACGGAGGGAAGCCCCGGCGGGGAGACUCGGCCCCGAAAGCGGUGGCCGUUGGAGGUAGCUGCGGCAGCUGAUGUGGCCUCAUGGAUGAGCUGGUACAUGACUUAGCCUCAGCCUUGGAGCAGACAUCUGAGCAGAAUAAGCUUGGUGAACUCUGGGAGGAGAUGGCCCUGAGCCCUCGGCAGCAGAGGCGGCAGCUUCGCAAACGCAGAGGCCGGAAGCGCCGUUCAGACUUCACUCACCUGGCAGAGCAUACCUGCUGCUACAGUGAGGCCUCCGAGUCAAGUCUGGAUGAGGCUAUUAAGGACUGUCGAGAAAUGGCCCCAGUCACCAAUUUUAGUGACUCUGAUGACACCAUGGUAGCCAAACGGCACCCAGCUCUCAACGCCAUUGUUAAGAGUAAGCAACAUUCUUGGCAUGAAUCUGACUCUUUUACUGAAAAUGCACCUUGUCGACCGCUCCGGCGCCGGCGUAAGGUGAAGCGAGUGACCUCAGAGGUGGCUGCCAGCCUUCAGCAGAAGCUCAAGGUGUCAGAUUGGAGCUAUGAGAGAGGCUGCAGGUUCAAGUCUGCUAAGAAGCAGCGUCUGUCCCGUUGGAAGGAGAAUAGUCCCUGGACCUCGUCAGGUCACGGGUUGUGUGAAUCAGCAGAAAAUAGGACUUUCCUAAGCAAAACGGGAAGGAAAGAAAGGAUGGAAUGUGAAGCAGAUGAACAAAAACAGGGUUCUGAUGAGAACAUGUCAGAAUGUGAAACCAGCAGUGUGUGUAGCAGCAGUGACACAGGGCUCUUUACCAACGAUGAAGGACGGCAAGGGGAUGAUGAGCAGAGUGAUUGGUUCUAUGAAGGAGAGUGUGUCCCAGGAUUCACUGUGCCCAAUCUUCUGCCCAAGUGGGCUCCUGAUCAUUGCUCUGAAGUAGAAAGAAUGGAUUCUGGACUGGAUAAACUUUCAGAUUCCACAUUCCUUUUGCCUUCUCGACCAGCUCAAAGAGGGUACCAUGCUCGCUUGAAUCGUCUCCCUGGAGCUGCAGCUCGGUGCCUCAGAAAGGGGCGAAGAAGGCUUGUUGGGAAGGAGACCAGCAUAAGUAAUUUGGGUACUGAGAGGAUAGGCCACAUCAUUAGUGACCCUCGGCAGAAAGAUUUCUGGUUGUCAUCAGCUGGGAAAAGAGAACGAAAUCAGUUUAAUCCUCUUUCUCCCCUUUCCCUGGACGUUCUUGCUGAUGCUUCUCACCGAAGGUGUUCACCAGCACACUGCUCUGCCAGACAGGCAAGCAUUCACCUGGGACCCCCGUGUUCACGUGACAUCAAGAGGAAACGGAAACCUGUGGCCACAGCAUCUCUGUCCAGCCCAAGUGCAGUUCACAUGGAGGCAGUGGAGCCAACCACACCAGCAUCACAGGCCCCCAAGUCUCCAGACUCUGAGUGGUUGGUUAGGACCUCUGCUGCAGAGAAAGCCGCAGACUCAGCUGCAGCUACGUUUUUUAAAAUGCCACAAGAAAAGAGCCCUGGAUACAGCUAGAAAGCAGGACUUCACCCACCAAGAGCCAGCUGGAUGUUUGAAACAAAGAUUAGACUUUGUAUCAUAUUAUCUUGCAUAUCUUAAUUGACAUUCCCAACCCUUUCACCACCAGGACUGACUCCUCUUCAAACAAAGAACUCUCUUAGAAAAUCAUGUUGUGGAAAUCUUUUUUUUUUUAAUUGUAAAAUAUUGGGGCAGCAAUUUUUGUUUUUAAAAAGCUCAUCCUGUGCUAUAUUUUUUACAUUGCUAUUGCUGUCCCAACAGUUACCUACAGCUCUGUUUACAGAGCUGUUACUUUUUUGCAGGUAUGUCUUUUUUCUUGAAAAACUAGUAACUGCUUUUGCAAGGUUUUUGGGUAGAGCUUUUAAUACUAUUUGAGGAAGUUCCAGAUUUGCAGUCAGUUCCAGAUAGAUUUGAACACAGGGUUAAGACCUGUGUAUGGAAUUGUUUGCAGGAGAUAAGGCUUGCCUUUGAGCCUGGUCUUGAUUCAGGCAGAGUGCCAAUAAGAAAAAUCUAGCAAGUUCUCGAAUUGGAGCCUCAGAAGAGACACCAGCAACGUGGGCCUUGGGAACUUACUCCAUUUUUGUAGACAGCCUAAUGGGAUCGCCAGCAGCUGUGUUGGACUUUGCCUCAUCUCCAAAGUUCAUGUUCUGCCAAAAGAGGAUCUGUAUGUAUCUACACAGAUUGGUGUAAAGAAGAAGAUGGGUUAGGUGUUCAGCAACUUUAAAAUAGUCAGUGGAUUGUAUCUUAAUGCUUCAUGUCGCAGUGUAGUAAGCCUGUAUGUACUAAACGAGACUUUUAUUGUUAGUAUUAUAGGUCAAUAACCUGCAGCAGAAAUUCAUACUCUAUUAUAAUAACGGCUUCUCGGGGCCAUACCUUGGAGAGGAAAAAUGCCUUUUUGUCAUGCCUUUCUACUUGGCGUGUUUAUGAGGGCUCAGCUGCACGUAGAGUUAUAUACACAGCCGUGCCUGAAGUUGGAUGCCCCUUUGUCAGAAUGAGGAAUAAGUGACUGCCUCAAGCUGCUGGAGAAAAGCCACCCUUUCUAAAAAAGCAUUAUCAAGAGUGUCAUUCAGGGGCCUGGUUGACAGAAGGGCUCUUUCUUUGGGCAAAUUGAGUGCUUUUACUCUGAAAUACACUGAAGCUGUUCUCCAGCGCCUGCUGCCCAGGUGACGUUCUUGAGGAACUCCCACUCCUGCGCCUGCUUGUUUCCUGUGCUUGAGCCGGUGCUGAGCAGGACACAGCCUCCUCUCCCUGCGCGCGGUUGUCCAUUUUUCUCACACAGAUUGCAAUGGUGAGCUGCUCUGUUGUGUUCCUUUAGAGAUCGUUGUCCUUAUCAGUGGUAGCUCCAGAAUGUCCUUAUCGGUGGGGUGAGUGUGAAUCUAGUGGGGAGGAGGGACUUGAAACUAAGCUUACAUAGCACUUUAUGCAAGGCUGAGAGCAUGGAGGGGGGGGCAGGCGGAGCUGCCGGAGCGAGGAGGAGCACUAAACCCAGUGCAGCAUCCCCGGGGCCACCGGGUUCCCCUGCAUAGCGGGUGCACCUCCCUCCCUGUGGCUGUGCCCACAGUACAGAAAACAGUGUCUGUUGAGUGUAAGUGGCUCUACUCAAUUGUUUUAGUGAUGAGGGUAGGUUUUUGUUGUCAUAUGUACAUUUUUACCUAGUCCCCAUAGUGUCCUAAGGCACGUAUUUCUAACAUAACUUGUUGGAUUUAAGGGAGAAAUCCAUGGACAUAAUUUUAUUUUCUUUGCACUGAGCUCCAGUGGCUCAUGCAGAGAUGGGUCCUGUGAUCGUGGCCUAUUGAAGACCCUGCAGUCCGGGCAGCAUCUCUUCUUCAUAACAUGUGGCCUAAUAGUUCUUCCUACAUGUGAUUAAAAGUAAUUUAUACAUACAACUUUAUUUAUUUUAAACAUCUCUGUGAUGACAGAGUUUAGUGACUUGCCCCAAAUCAUAUAAUCAAGCUAAGGCUUAAAAUCCCAGACUUUCAGACUUUUCCUGCCCUAGGUUAUAAUCUUUUUUGUUGUUGUUGUUUACAACCUGAGUCACUCUGAGACCCAUAUUUUUGAAACGGUAUGCCAUGAAUGUUUAUCAUUUUUGAGGUAUGCUCUCCUACUAUUUUGAAUACUUUCAACAGGGAGCACCCAAAAAUGCCGUAUGUACCUGUAAUAAGUAGGAAAGGAAGUUAAUUGCCUAAGAGACUAGCCAUUAAGCACACAAAUACUUUUCCAACACAGGGUUGUAAAUGGCGCUGCUUAUUUUAAGCUGCUGCAUGAGCAUGCUUACAAAAUUAUUAACUGACUUAUUCUGCUUGUUUUUUUGUAUGAGUCCAUUCCAGAGAAAUAACCUUAGAAUCAAGCAUCUUUUGAAUCUUAAAUUUUAAAUUUCCUUUUUAUAUGACAAAGUAUAUAAUGUCAUAAAUCAAGAAAAAUCUGUUACCUUUCAACAAAAGAUAAUUUCACAAUCAGAUUUUGUAAUGUGUUAAAAAAAAAAAACUGUGAUGGCUUGACUUCCUUUGAGGAUGAUCAUUGAACUCACAUGUGUUUGAUCUGCUCAAAAGUAGUAACUGAAGCAGAGUUCCACAGUUCUUAUUUCAGGGUUCUGAUUUUUCCCGGCUGGCUGCACAGUCUGCCUGUCUGAAUCCUAAUCUUGGGUAUUUUCCACAGUGGGCAAAGGCAAGACAUUAUCUACUUGCAUGAGCAUUAUUCCUAAAGGAUAGUUUUGCUUAUGAGUUUAAGGGAAUUUGAGAUUAUUUUUCAGAUGCAGUAUUUUAAAGGGAAAAACUUAUUUUCAUCAAAACUCUUGUGUUGCUUUUUGGUAAGGACUGUUCAGAAGAAGUUAGUGGCUGUUUAAUGGUGCUAAAUUUGGGAAGGGCAGGGUAUGAUCUUUAUUGAGUGGUCUGUUCUUGAUAAAUAGGCCUCAUUUAGCACUGAAUUCUUUAGAAAUCAAAUGCAGUUGAAAAUUUCAGUAGGUGUUCUGUGCGGUUCAGUGGGUUUGUAAAUGUAAUUCUUGGUGUAUUUGUGGGAGACGGCGAGCUGUGAGUCUCUACUCCACCAUCUUGGUACCUCCCCCCUGAAAAUUUCAGAUGACUUGGUUUUGUUGGGCUAUAGAAACAGGCUGCAAAUAAGGCCAUUUUGGCAACAAAAUGACCAAAAGCUGAAAUAAAACUUCUUAACCUGUGAUACUUAUUGCAUCCUUUGCUAAGAGCAGCACCUAGGACAGGUAGUUAAACCGUUUCUGAAUCCAAACAGAUGAAUGUGAUACAUCCUUGCAUUUGAAAUCAGAAAUGCAAUCUAGACCAUAGCAUAGCAAGUUCUGAUGCUGCAAAAUACAGGGGCAGAGUGACCACAGAUGUCAUUUAGAGUUGAACAAGUCACAGAAUGUCACAAGUAAGGAGUUAGGCUGGCGUUGUCAUUGCUGAUGUGAUGGGGUCUCCACUUUGGCUCCAGGCAGAGACUCCUGGUGAUGCAUGAUUCAUUUUCAGUCUGUGCUUUAUUUUGACUUCAUUACCAUGGUUCUGAGCACAAGCUUUUUAAAAGUUUCCUGGGGAGAAGGCUAUGUACAGAUCUCAGCAUUAGAAGCUGUAUUCAGCAUUCUGUAUGUUUGGUGAACCUUAUCUGAGCGGGAAUGAGAACAGAGUGGCUUUCUCUAGCAGCUGUGGAUACAGUCUAGUUGGGGGCAUAGCUUACAGGAUGUCUCAUGGGUUCAUGGAAUGGCAGAAGAGGAAGAAGCAGUUUGAUCUUGCUGUCACCUGCUCCCUUUGUUAAUUUUUAAGCUGCGCAUUUUACUUGUCAGUAUUUCCUUAUCUCCCACUCCAGUCAUAGUCAUGACAGUUAGUGGAGUUACUGAUAGUGACAGCGAUCAAGUUGGGUUCCUACCCGAUUAGAAACCUGGUACAGAGGGAAAAGAUGAGGAAAUUGGUGGGUUCUGCUGUUAGCACAAAACAGAUGAACAUCAAAUGCCUGGGAAUAGCAACAUCAAAAAGAAACAAGGAAAUUUGAGUGAUCUUGCUGCAGACUCUGGAUUAUAAGGUUUUUAACAAGCCCAGCAAAACAAACUUAUGGCCAAAAGAAGAAACUUUCUUGAUACUGCACUGAACUUGGUAAAAUUGCCAAAUGUGGGGAAUAAAAAUUUUUUCAAGCAUGAUAUUGAAGAGUGGGGCAGAUCCUGAAGAUGGUCACCAGGGAAAGCAAUCUUGGCAAGGUCCAGAGUGGGAUGGCAAAGGGAGGAGAGGGAGAGAUGCUUAGAGCAAGGGUGCUGAGGCCCUUAGGCCAACAGCAUCAACACAUUCUCUCUUCCACCAGAUCUGCUGAAUCAGAAACUGAGGGCAAGGCCCGGCAAUCUUUUACAGGCCCUCCAAGGGAUUCCGGUACACGCUGAUGCUUGAGAACCGCAAGCUUUGCCACAGUUGAAAAGAAAUGUUUUAAUAUACUGGUAUCCCCCCGAGGCUCUGAGGUGCUUUUAUAUUUUCCUCCUUAAGUAUAGAGGUGUUUUUGUACAGUUCUUUGCAGAAACUGUUAAAUGUCUUUAUUUCCUAUACUUUUCCCCUCAAGCUCCUGAAAGAUCUGGAAACACUGAGAAAGGAUGAUGUGGAGAAAAUGCCAUUGAGGCCAUUUUUAGAUGGAUGGAAACAACCUUUUAAAAGUGGAUUAAAGUAUAACAAUGGAGUUUUAGUCUGUGAAUGAUAGUCAUGUUUUACAGUUGACAGUAAAACAUUAGUGUAAGAUACUGCCAUCCAUGAUUUUAUGAUACUUAUUCAUUACAUCUUAGUUUCAUGUGAAAAUGUCAUAUAUUUUCCAGUAUCAUCAUGAUGACGACUUUAAGGUGUAGCUCACAAAAAUGAAACAAAUAAUUGGAAAGAAAAACCACCCUGAGUACAUAGCUAUUGUGUAAUAAACACCUGUUGAGUUAUUGGUAAUCUUUUGCUGGGAAUUAAUCUCAAUACUUCAGAGCAUGUAAAAAUCGAUUUUCAGUGAUGCCACUUAAUCACACCCCAUUGUCUUUGUUUUACAUUUCAGCUAGUGAUGCUACAGGGGUUGGGGACCAGUAGUAGCAGCAUGUUGUAUUUUUUUGUUGUCUGACUUACAGAUUUGGUGUUUCAGAAUAUAAUCAUCUUAAAGCUUUGAAAUUAAGUCAUGGCCAUUUCUUUAGAUGUUAUUUGGCUACUUUAUUACUAAAGCCUACAACCCGAAACUGUCUUUCUGGGAGUAUGUGUGGCUGUGGAGGAGUGCGCUAGUAUCACUUCCUCAGGUGCUCAUGUUUUGUGCCUGGAUCUUUAUUUAUAAAAGGGACUGGGUGAUGACACAGAGAGGUCAGUGCUAUUGAAAGUCACAUGUUACUCACAGUUCCCCUAAAAACAUGCGGCAUGGCUUGACAUGCGGGGUCACAGGACAAACACCAGGUUUACGUCAGCAGGCAGAAGACCCGAAGCAAGUGAUAGGUUUAGGCCAGAGCCUUGAUUGGAGUUUUCCCCAGAAAAGCUAAGCAGGGCAGGGAGAACAGUUCAGGAGUGG
Molecule: messenger RNA, 7042 nt
Organism: Vicugna pacos (alpaca)
Lineage: Eukaryota; Metazoa; Chordata; Mammalia; Artiodactyla; Camelidae
Gene: GPATCH2L
Product: G-patch domain containing 2 like
Source: RefSeq, a predicted model, not a curated record